AUGUUCAGUAUCUCAGAAUCUCCAGAAAAAUCAGAAAUCUCAGAAUCUCAGAAUAUCGGAAUCUCAGAAUCUCAGAAUCUCAGAAUCUCAGAAUCUCAGAAUCUCGGAAUCUCAGAAUCUCAGAAUCUCAGAAUCUCAGAAUUUCAGAAUCUCAGAAUCUCAGAAUCUCAGAAUCUUAGAAUCUCAGAAUCUCAGAAUCUCAGAUUCUCAGAAUUUCAGAAUCCCAGAAUCUCGGAAUCUCAGAAUCUCAGAAUCUCAGAAUCUCAGAAUUUCAGAAUCUCAGAAUCUCAGAAUCUCAGAAUCUUAGAAUCUCAGAAUCUCAGAAUCUCAGAUUCUCAGAAUUUAGAAUCCCAGAAUCUCGGAAUCUCAGAAUCUCAGAUUCUCAGAAUUUCAGAAUCUCAGAAUCUCAGAAUCUCAGAAUCUCAGAGUCUCAAAAUCUCAAAAUAUCAGAAUCUCAGAAUUUCAGAAUCUCAUAAUCUCGGAAUCUCAGAAUCUCAGAAUCUCAGAAUCUCAGAAUCUCAGAAUCUCAGAAUCUCAGAGUCUCAAAAUCUCAAAAUAUCAGAAUCUCAGAAUCCUAUAAUCCCGAAAUCCCAUAAUCUCAAAAUAUUUUAUUGCCUAGAAACUUGUCCAUUUUCAGUGUUACAGUAUUUUCAAAACGUCCUGUUAAAGAUAUAA
Caenorhabditis briggsae is the source of this 675-nucleotide messenger RNA. The transcript is spliced from 2 exons. The coding region runs from base 1 to 675 and encodes 224 amino acids. NCBI's taxonomy places the organism in Eukaryota, Metazoa, Nematoda, Chromadorea, Rhabditida, Rhabditidae. The record is from RefSeq and is a predicted model, not a curated record.